CUUUCCACUUUCCACAUUCUCUCUCUCUCUCUCUCUCUCUCUCUCCUCACUUCAUCUCUCUCAAAUGGGGAAAACAUUAUACUACUAGUAAAAUCCAUAUCCUCCAGCAAUGCUCUCCUCCGUUCCCACCUUCGAUCCCUAGCCGCCACUACAAACAAAACCAAACCACCGAAUCUCCAUCCGAUCCAAUCCAAUCCAAUUUCCCACCACCCAUUCGACAAAAUCCCCCAACCAAAACCAUGUCCAGAACCACCGCCACCACCACCAGCAUCCUCGACUCAAUCGGCCAAGAAAUCACCACCAUCCUCUCCCCCGUCUCCAUCUGCAUGCUCCUCGUCGUCCUCCUCGUCUCCUCCCUCUCUUCUCCCUCCUCUCUCUCCUCCCCCACCACCCCCAUCCGCUCCGCCGCCAACCUCGUCUACCUCGAAACCCCCGACGACACCCCCUCCCACAAGCUCCAGGGCGCCCUCCUCAACGCCCUCGUCUUCGUUCUCCUCAUCUCCGCCGUCACCUUCCUCCUCGUUCUCCUCUACUACUACAACUUCACCAACUUCCUCAAAAACUACAUGCGCUUCUCCGCCUUCUUCGUCCUCGCCGCCAUGGGCGGCUCCAUCUUCCUCUCCCUCAUCCAGCACUUCUCCGUACCCAUUGACUCCCCAACUUGUUUCCUACUCCUCUUCAACUUCUCGUCCGUGGGCGUCAUAUCCGUGUUCUCAAACGCCGUGCCCAUUCUGCUGAGGCAGGGUUACAUGGUUGUUUUGGGGAUCAUCGUGGCGGCCUGGUUUACCAAUUUGCCCGAGUGGACCACUUGGGUUCUGUUGGUUGCGCUCGCGCUGUAUGAUUUGGUGGCAGUUUUGGCCCCCGGUGGGCCGCUCAAGAUCUUGGUCGAAUUGGCUUCAAGCCGCGAGGAUGAGCUCCCGGCUUUAGUGUACGAAGCUAGGCCCACGGUUUCGAGAAAUGGGAACCGGGGUGGUUCUAGUUUAGGUCUUUUGGUUGGUGGGGUUUCAGAGUCGGGUUCGGUUGAGCUUCAGGUGGUAUCUAGUGAGAAUGAGAGGGUAGAGGAUUCGGAACACACUGUUAUUCGAAUUGGGGAAGGUGGGAUGGGAAGAGAAGGGGAGACGUAUCGUUUAGUGAAUGAUGUGAGGGAAAGACGAUCAUCGAGUAGUGAAUCUUCGGACUAUUCGGUGGAUGUUUCGGUAGAUAGAAACAGGCAAUAUGGACAUGAGCAAUCUGAGAUUGUUGUUGAUGAGGAGAGGUCCCCGCUUGUGGAAAUGUUGGGUUCGGGGAAUGAUAGAGAAGGUAGAGAGGAGUGUGGUUCAGAGACCUUUGGAAUGACUACUAAGGGCAUAAAACUUGGGCUUGGGGACUUUGUGUUUUAUAGUGUUCUUGUGGGUAGAGCUGCAAUGUAUGAUCUAAUGACUGUUUAUGCCUGUUACCUUGCGAUUGUUUCGGGACUUGGGUGCACUCUUAUCCUGUUGGCUGUGUGUCGUCAUGCUCUGCCUGCGCUGCCGAUUUCCAUCUUUUUGGGGGUUAUGUUUUACUUCUUGACUCGGUUGUUGAUGGAACCUUUCGUUGUUGGGACUUCCACUAAUUUGAUGAUGUUUUAGAGCUCUGUUUCACUUGCACACCAGCGAUUUAGAAAAUGAAGUGAUACAUACUUCUCCGUGGUCCAACAUGCGGUGGUAGAAUUCGUGCUCUGACACAAUCUGGUAUGGGAUUGAUGUGUAAUUUGACUGGCUGCUCAGGUUGGUAUGCAUUACUUAUCAGGCAGUUUUUCAUUUUUAGAAGUGCUUAAAGAUAACCUGUUCAUUCAGAAUAAUUGCAGAUGGUUCAAAUGUAAGCACUCCGGACAUAGUAUACGUUAGAAGGCAUAUAGAGAGUAUGACAUUUAUUUGACCAAAUGGAUUCUAAAGGAAAUUGCUUAUUUGCUUCUUGCUGUUAUUUUUAUACUCCA
Messenger RNA from Rhododendron vialii, 1954 nucleotides. RefSeq names its product presenilin-like protein At1g08700. Lineage: Eukaryota; Viridiplantae; Streptophyta; Magnoliopsida; Ericales; Ericaceae. Gene Ontology annotation, biological process: protein processing. Gene Ontology annotation, cellular component: membrane; nucleus. The record is from RefSeq and is a predicted model, not a curated record. Gene Ontology annotation, molecular function: aspartic endopeptidase activity, intramembrane cleaving. Bases 240 to 1607 code for a protein of 455 amino acids. The transcript has a single exon.